This is a messenger RNA of Callorhinchus milii (elephant shark), 2699 nucleotides long. It is a transcript of the gene slc13a1, whose product is annotated as solute carrier family 13 member 1. Gene Ontology annotation, cellular component: membrane. NCBI's taxonomy places the organism in Eukaryota, Metazoa, Chordata, Chondrichthyes, Chimaeriformes, Callorhinchidae. Gene Ontology annotation, biological process: monoatomic anion transmembrane transport. Gene Ontology annotation, molecular function: sodium:sulfate symporter activity. The transcript has 15 exons. The record is from RefSeq and is a predicted model, not a curated record.
AAACAGGAGCUGGCCUCAUCCCCAGUCAUGGACUUCCUCGGGAUUCUUAGGAGCAACACCAAGUUGAUCAUCCUGGUACUUACACCACUGGUGCUUCUCCCUCUGCCACUUGUCAUCGGGACUCAAGAAUCAGAAUGUGCGUACACAGUGCUGGUGGUUGCUGUGUUCUGGCUGAGUGAAGCCAUGCCGCUCGCGAUCACUGCCCUCAUACCGGCCCUGAUGUUCCCUCUCUUUGGCAUCGUAAAAUCCAAAGACGUGGCGAAUUCAUACUUCAAAGAUUUCCACCUGUUACUGACUGGCGUCAUCUGUUUGGCCACCUCGAUAGAGAAAUGGAACCUGCACAAAAGAAUUGCCCUGCAACUGGUGAUGGUGAUGGGUGUCAACCCUGGCCGGUUAAUGAUGGGCUUCAUGCUGAGCUGUGCCUUCCUGUCUAUGUGGCUGAGCAACACAUCCACGGCAGCCAUGGUGAUGCCAAUUGUGGAGGCAGUCACCCAGCAAAUCAUCAACGCAGAAGCCGAGGUUCAUGCCGGGCAGGAGAAUGGGGUGUCCAACCGUAGCUUUGAGCUGAAUGAAAAAGGAGAUGAGAUGAAGAAAGAGGAAGAGAGAGAAGAACACGAGAAAAAAGACCGUAUGGAGAAUGACCCACCAGAGGGGAUGGAGCUUGAUACUGUGAAGCAGGAAAGGCAAGAGAUGGAGGACUGGUGCAAUAAUAUGGAUGCCAAUUCUUACAGAAUCGAAUCAGAGGAGGCUCCUGAACAAAAAGUGGCCAAAUACAAGAGCAGGAAGGAUCACAAGCUGUGCAAAGGGAUAUCCCUGUGUGUGGCUUUCUCAUCCACCAUCGGAGGCCUCAGCACCAUCACUGGCACCUCCACAAACCUCAUCUUUGUUGAGCAAUUCAACACGCGUUACCCAGAAAGUAGUGAUGUGAACUUUGGCUCCUGGUUCGUGCUGGUCUUCCCCAUGUCAGUCAUUAUUCUCAUCUUGUCCUGGGUCUGGCUCCACGCCAUGUUCUGCGGCUUUGACUUUAAAAGCACAUUGAUAUGUCGCAAGGCCAUGAGCAACAAGGAAAAGGCAUCGAUUAAAGUCAUUCAAGACGAGUACAAGAAACUGGGACCCAUGCGUUACCAGGAAAUCAUCACCCUCAUUCUGUUCUGCUUAAUGGCAAUUCUGUGGUUCACCAGAGAGCCUGGCUUCUUCCCAGGCUGGUCAUCUCUCUUCUCAGAGUAUAGGGGCUUUGCCACAGACUCCACAGUGGCUCUACUGCUGGGUCUCCUCUUCUUUAUUCUGCCUGCCGAAAAGCCCACUUCAUCCCCAACAAAGAGUUGAGUUGUUGCUUUUGAUUUUCAAGGCUAUAGUGCUCUCAUCACAUGGUCAGAGUUCCAGGCGACCAUGCCGUGGGAUAUCUGCUUUCUGGUUGGUGGAGGCUUUGCUCUGGCAGAAGGCUGUGAGAUCUCGGGCCUCUCUCUCUGGGUGGGCAGUAAACUGGAGCCACUCGGAUCACUGCCAGUGUUGGUCAUCAUCCUGAUCUCUAGUCUGAUCGUCACCACGGUGACCGAGGUUGCCAGCAACCCAGCGACCAUCACCAUCUUCCUCCCCAUUCUUGCUCCCUUGGCUGAGGCCAUUCACGUCAAUCCUCUCUACCUGCUGAUACCUACUACCCUGUGCACCUCCUUUGCCUUCCUCUUGCCUGUCUCCAAUCCCCCGAACGCAAUUGUAUUUGGAUAUGGCCACGUGACAAUGAUGGACAUGGUGAAAGCGGGGCUAGGUGUGAACAUCAUUGGAGUUGUAGUUGUGAUGAUUGGCAUCGCCACGUGGGCAGUACCUUUGUUCAGCUUGGAUGUCUAUCCCUCAUGGGCUCCCGACCUCAGGAACAUAACUACCCCCUAAACUGGGGAACCGAGCACACAGACGAUGAGGCCUGUUAUGGAUUGCGUGUGCCGUGAACUGGCUCGAUUUUACCCACCUUAGUUCGGACAGCAUUCACCUCGCUGGCUCACGGAGAGUAACCGCUGGUAAUCCGGGACGUGCCAAGCCUCGCUAAGCUGGUGAGAUAGGUGACCCUGGCUCACCCAGUGCAAAUACCAGAUGAAUUUGAAAAUGAAGGACUUUGUUUGGACUUGCCAGGAUUUAUACCAUGGAAGUCUCCUCGCCACAGAACCUUAUACUGUAUUGUGCCAUCAAACCUUUCAUUACACAGAGUUACGCAGACUGUACAGCUCACAAACAGGCCAUUGGUGGUUAUAGUCCACACAAUCCAUCCCCUCUACCCCUCUAUCCCCUCUUUUCCCCUCCCAUAUAGCCCUCAAUUUCCCCCCCUGCACCCCUUUAUCUCUCCUCUAUCUCUAAACACCCUCUCCUCUACCCCUCUAUUCUCCUCUCCUAUACCCCUGUAUUCCCCUCUUCUUCAUGUCUGCAUCAAGUUUGCUCUUAAAUACUUUGAUGCUUUUUGCUUCAACCACAGCUUCUGGCAGUGAGUGCCACACUCUCACACUGUCGUUGUGAAGAAGUUCCUCCUAAACUUCUUAUUAGAUCUGUGACUGUGUCACUUAUAUUUAUACCCUUUAGUUAUGGACUCAGCAACAAAUGAAAACAGCCUAUGAACCUAUUAUCCACCUUAUCAAAUCUUUGAUAAUCAUAUACCCCUCGACCAGGUCCCCUCUCAAUCAUCUCAGCAUGAUAUUAAAUGGAAUUGAAAAAGU